CAACAAGAAAGUUUGGAAAAUCCAUUCCAGGGACUCCUCUAAGAAGAACUUCCAGAUUUCCUUCGGCAUCUUCUUCUCCUGGAUCAAGAUGUCUGAAAUGGGAAUUUUUAUCCUUUGGAAUUUGCUAGUUCUCUCUGCUGUUCAUGCCACCAUGCCUUCUUUGUUUCAGGGUAUUAUCGGUGGUACAGAAGACAAAGGGCGUGAAAUUUUGGGGCAUGUCUAAAGAUCAUCCAAUCAGAAAAGAACUUGAAAGAGAUCCUGGCGUCCUUUUAGGUACCGUGCAUGAUCUUGAUCUCUCAAAAUUCAGAAGAGGAAAUAACGAGAAAACAUCAGGAAUGCCAGAGAUCUUCAGACGUAAUUUAAGAUCAGAAGAAGAUGCUCAGUGCCACAUACGCAUACAAGAAACGAAAACUUAUCCAGGACAUUGCAUAAGAACGAUGAAUGGAAUAUCUGCAUGUCAGAACGAUGAAUACAUUGAAAUCAAUCACAAUGAAUGCAGUUAAGUGCACUGGCUAAAGAUUCCUGAUGUGGUACAUCUUGAAUGAAGUCUUUGAUUUGCGAUAUGAUGCAUCAUUUUCCUACUAGAGUACAAAAAAUUAAUGAUUUUGAUUAUGAUGUGUUUUCUGUAA
This is a messenger RNA of Stegodyphus dumicola, 629 nucleotides long. RefSeq lists its product as uncharacterized. The record is from RefSeq and is a predicted model, not a curated record. NCBI's taxonomy places the organism in Eukaryota, Metazoa, Arthropoda, Arachnida, Araneae, Eresidae.